Molecule: messenger RNA, 751 nt
Organism: Trichechus manatus latirostris (Florida manatee)
Lineage: Eukaryota; Metazoa; Chordata; Mammalia; Sirenia; Trichechidae
Product: ribulose-phosphate 3-epimerase-like
Exons: 1
Coding region: 1-516 (171 amino acids)
Biological process (GO): carbohydrate metabolic process; pentose-phosphate shunt, non-oxidative branch
Cellular component (GO): cytosol
Molecular function (GO): metal ion binding; D-ribulose-phosphate 3-epimerase activity
Source: RefSeq, a predicted model, not a curated record
AUGGUGUCCAGCUGCAAGACUGGCCCAGACAUCCUCAAUAGCAACCUGGCCAGUUUAGUGGCAGAGUGCCUCCAGAUGCUGGACUCUGGGGCCGAUUAUCUGCACCUGGAUGUAAUGGGUGGGCAUUUUGUUCCCAGCAUCACCUUUGGUCACCCUGUGGUAGAAAGCCUCCAAAAGCAUCUAGGCCAGGACCCUUUCUUUAACAUGUACAUGAUGGUGUCCAGGCCUGAACAGUGGUUAAAGCCGAUGGCUAUAGCAGGGGCCAAUCGAUACACCUUUUAUCUUGAAGCCACUGAGAACCCAGGGGCUUUGAUUAAAGAUAUUCGGGAGAAUGGGAUGAAGGUUGGUCUUACCAUCAAACCAGUAACUACAGUUGAGUAUUUGGCAGCAUGGGCCAAUCAGAUAGAUAUGGCCUUGGUUAUGACAGUGAUACUUGGGUUUGGAGGGCAGAAAUUCAUGGACAACAUGAUGCCAAAGGUUCACUGGUUGAGGACCCAGUCCCAUCUUUGGACAUAGAGGUUGAUGGUGGUAUAGGUCUUGACGCUGUCCAGAAGUAUGCAGAGGCAGGAGCUAACAUGAUUGUGUCUGGCAGUGCCAUUAUAGGGAGUGAAGACUCCAGAUCUGUGAUCAAGUUGAAGAAAUGUUUGCUCAGAAUCUGCUCAGAAACAUUCUCUUGGUUGUUGAAACAUCAAGCAGCCCAAUGUUUCUGCUCAUGAAAUCUCCUUUUUACUGGAAAACAAGAAUGUUCCCU